This is a messenger RNA of Orbilia oligospora ATCC 24927, 1089 nucleotides long. RefSeq lists its product as uncharacterized. Gene Ontology annotation, molecular function: protein binding; RNA binding. Bases 1 to 1089 code for a protein of 362 amino acids. Gene Ontology annotation, cellular component: catalytic step 2 spliceosome. NCBI's taxonomy places the organism in Eukaryota, Fungi, Ascomycota, Orbiliomycetes, Orbiliales, Orbiliaceae. The record is from RefSeq and is a predicted model, not a curated record. The transcript is spliced from 7 exons.
AUGGCAACAGAUAAAAGAAAGGCUCCGAACGAUGAUGCCUACCUUUCUAGCUCGAAUCAACUGGUCAAGAGACAAAAAUCUGUCCCUAGAGAUGCAGGAAAUACUGUCGCUAUAUCGUCAUCUACAACUUCGGGCGGGGCUCUAAUAAAAGCAGUUCCCCGGACAAGCGCGUUGCAAGCGCCCAUAAUGGAGCUUACGGGGCAUUCGGGGGAAAUUUUUGCAGUCAGGUUCGAUCCGACUGGGGAACACAUAGCGUCUGGGUCAUUUGACCGAACAGUACAGCUGUGGAAUACCUAUGGCGACUGCAUUAACUACGGGGAAAUAAACGGGCACAGAGGUGCUGUUCUCGAUCUGCAGUGGUCCCGAGAUGGUCGUAGCAUUUAUACCGCAACAACAGAUUCACUGGUGGCGGACUGGGAUGUUGAAACAGGUCAGAGGAUACGAAGGCACGUCGGCCAUGAAGAUAUUGUCAACGUUAUCGAAAUAUCGCGGAAGGGGCUAGAGAUUAUUCUCAGUGGAAGCGACGACGGUACAAUAGGAAUCUGGGACCCCAGAUCGAAGGAAGCUAUCGACUACCUCGAAACAAAUUUCCCAAUAACUUCAGUCGCUAUUGGAGAUUCAGGAGUGGAAAUCUACAGUGGAGGUAUUGAAAAUGACGUCAAGGUUUGGGAUUUGAGGAAGAAAGCCGUGGUCGGCAGUUUGCGAGGACACACAGACACAAUAACUUCUUUAAGUGUAUCACCAGAUGGGCAAUCGUUAUUGUCAAAUUCAAUGGAUUCCACAGUGAGAACCUGGGACAUAAGACCAUUCGCAGCCUCUGAUCGUCUUUUAAAAGUAUUCGAAGGUGCCCCCUUUGGAUUGGAGAAAAACCUGGUUAGGGCCAGUUGGUCGCCUCGAGGUGAUAAGAUUGCGGCUGGCGGUGGUGACCGCACUGUUUGUGUGUGGGAUUCCGACUCCAAGAAGCUUUUGUACAAGCUUCCUGGGCACAAAGGGACGAUCAACGACGUUCGAUUCAUGCCUGGAAAUGAACCUAUCAUUGUUUCUGCCUCCUCUGAUCGAACCCUCCUCCUUGGGGAACUCGGCAAGUAG